This is a messenger RNA of Struthio camelus australis, 5934 nucleotides long. The record is from RefSeq and is a predicted model, not a curated record. NCBI's taxonomy places the organism in Eukaryota, Metazoa, Chordata, Aves, Struthioniformes, Struthionidae.
AUUGAUACCAGUCCUAGCUGUGGAUUGGUAAAAACACACUUUGGUUUUAUUAACUGCCUAACAAUGAAUGGGAGGUCAUGCAGUAUGAGCCACCGGACAACAGGUAUUCCUUGCGGACCUGGGACGAUCAGUGGACAGCAGAUCUCGCCGGUGAGAGUUCAUGCAGGAGCGCCCUGCCCAUCUUCACAUAGCGGUGCCCUAAGCCCGGCUAUUGGAAACUUGUCUGCCAGCCAACACUUAAAGAUGCCCCUUGGAGGAGGGGUAGCUCCUCAGAGCAACGUCACUGACAGCACUAUUCACCUUCCUGCGCUAAGUCCCAGGAGACAGGUGGUCACAAACGGGAAGCCUUUCUUCCAAGUCCCACAGCCCCCAGGACUGCCAGCCCCACAAUCUUUAAAGCCAAAACAGCAAGAGUUUGGAAAUACUUUCUCCCCAUGCACAGGUAAAGCAGGGCUUGGUUAUGGACCCCAGUACAAGUCCAUUGGAAAAGGCAGCUGCAACAAUCUAGUAGUCACCAGCAGUCCCAUGACAGUUCAACGGCUGGGACCUAUUUCUCCUUCUGCUAAUCAGGUCUCAACAGCAUGCAACCAGAUCAGUCCUAGCUUACAGAGGUCGGUGGAUGCUUCCAACCUGGGUGUACCUCCAUCUGAUGCAAGGUCCCUCGUGUCACGUGAGCCGCUGUUCUCUGCAGCAUUAAGCCUUUUGGAAAGUCAGUCAGCUCUGAGCGUUAAGCAAGAGUGGUCGCAUGGCUACAGAAUACUUCCUUCUCUUCCACCCAACCAAGGUUCGCAAAAUGGCAGUGAGCUGGGGGACAUACUAAAUUUUCCACCUGGAACAUCUGUGUCCAGUAGCACUGUAUCUAUUUCUUUACCAUCCUACUUGUUUGGUAUGGAAAAUAGCCAUUCCCCUUACCCUAGUCCUCGCCACUCCUCAGCCCGAUCUCAACCCGCUUGCUCCAAAAAGAGAGCGCUCUCUCUCUCUCCUCUGUCCGAUGGCAUCGGGAUUGACUUCAAUACAAUCAUCCGCACGUCCCCAACCUCUCUGGUUGCCUACAUCAACGGCUGUAGGACGUCACCAGCUAACAUCUCCCCGCAGCCUGAGGUCUAUGGACAUUUUCUGGGCGUGAGAGGAAGCUGUAUUCCCCAAACUUGCUCUGUUCCGAGCACCCAGAAAGGUCUUCUCAUGGCUAACGGCAACAUCACCCUUCCAGGUGGCAAGCACUGCUGUCGGUGGAUUGAGUGCAGCGCUCUGUACGACCAGCAAGAGGACCUUGUGCGGCACAUAGAAAAGAUCCACAUAGACCAGAGGAAGGGAGAGGACUUCACGUGUUUCUGGGCAGGGUGCCCACGGAGGUACAAGCCAUUUAAUGCCCGUUACAAGUUGCUGAUUCACAUGAGAGUCCACUCAGGAGAGAAGCCAAACAAAUGCACAUUUGAGGGCUGCAAGAAGGCCUUUUCCAGACUGGAAAAUCUCAAGAUUCAUUUGAGGAGCCACACGGGCGAAAAGCCGUACCUCUGCCAGCACCCCGGCUGCCAGAAGGCCUUCAGCAACUCCAGCGAUCGCGCAAAGCACCAGCGGACCCACCUGGACACGAAACCUUAUGCAUGUCAGAUUCCAGGAUGUGCUAAACGAUACACGGAUCCAAGUUCUCUGAGAAAGCAUGUGAAAGCACAUUCUUCCAAAGACCAACAAGCCAGGAAAAAGUUGCGAUCGAGCUCAGAACUUGACCAGGACAUCCUGAACGACUGCCUUGCGAUCCAGCCUCUCCAGCCAGCCCCUUCACCACACAACGCUGCAGAUACUGUCGGACCAUCCCCAGGGCCGCCUCAUGAUAUCUACCCAGCAGCUGUGUUCCCCAGCACCCAGACCAGCCGAAGUGCUGCAGUGGCAGGGGUCGUGUCCUUGCCCCAGACCAUCAGCCUCCCCUCCCCAGGAUGUAACGUGCAGGGCAGUCCUCACCAUCCUCCCCACCAGCUACCUCUUCUCUCAGCUGUGGACUCUGAGAGGUUUGUUGCUCCAGUGCCUUCUCCUCACCACAUGAGCCCCCAGAGAGUUUCCAUUCCUCCUCCCGUGAUGCAGAGGCGGACCCCGCAGCCUCCUCACCUUCAGCAGCCUGCGGGAAUGCAUCUGAAGACAUACCCAUCAGCAGCAAACCCUCCUUUUCAACCUAAUAGCUUCCACAUCCAAGGGUAUUAUGGACAGCUUCAGACUUUCUGCCCUCCGCAUUAUGCUGACACUCAGAAGAACAUACAGCAUGGAGUACCUUGUAAUAUGGUUCCUCCUUUUGAAGACUGCGUAGCUCCCACUUCGGUGGGCCAGGCUGGGUCUGGUGUCUUCCAUCGAACCUUUUCAGCUCAUUCUGGUAUUACAGUUUAUGAUUUUCCACCGGGGCCCACAGGUAUCUUUGGUGAUUCAACCUACGGCAUGCCUGAGGACAGCAGUUUCUUACAGAUCAGUGCAGUGGAUCGUUGUCCCAGCCAACUUUCUUCUGUCUACACCGAAGGCUAAUUCAUUCCAACUUGCAUUACAAGAACUUGAUUCCAUAUCAACUUGCCCUUCUGAUAUUUCACUACCAAUCUUUCUCUCCGUAAAACUGCCAUGUAUGUAUGGGGAUAUGGGUGAAUAUACAUACGUCCUGGAGAGCAAAACAUGCAAUCAGUGGGCAUUCUUUAUAUACUCAAGAAAUCAGCUAAGGAGAAGAACACUGGUAAAAAGAAAAGUUUGCCAAAAUGUUAGCAAUUGUUUCUGUUCUUCUGAACUACUGCACAGCAAAUCUUGUUGUUGUUUCUUUUCCGUUUCUUAAAGGGAAUUCAAAGAUUGAAUAAGAAAACCGCUUUUGGCUGUAAUCCUUUCAAGCUAAUUGAUGGAAUCAUUGACGAAUACAGCUUUAGAAAAUCUCUUUUAAAAAAAAAAAAAAGAAAGAAAGAAAGAAAAGAAAGAAGUAAAACUGGGGCAUACUACCAACGUUUCAAAGGCGCACGGCUUUUUGCACAACCAGUUUGCAUGUGGUGCUUCCAAAGUUAAACACACAGCAGCAUGAAAAAGGGAAAGCAAUUAGAUAUACGUCCUGGCACUACACAUUGGAGGUAUUGUUGUGGCUUCUUUUUAGAGCAAAAAAUCACUCGUACUGAUUUCUUAUAGUCUUUCCCUCUGUAUUUUACGCCAUAUGCAAUGGCCACUACAGUUUUUCCAAUAUUCCUUCUGAUCCAAUACUUUAUGCAAUGAAUUGGAAGGAUUUAAAUGCACUAAAUAAGAAGGUACUUGGACUUCCUCUAUAUUUAGCAUUGCUGCUAGAUAAAUAUGUUUUAACUUUCUGUUAUUUUUUAACUAGAUGAUUGUAGAAUUUUAUUGCUAUAUCUGCUGUAGAAAAUUUUAAAAUACUCUGCAGAAAGAUUUAUUUCCUUAAAAUCCAUAGCUUUCUUUUAAAAGCAACCUGUACUGAUUCAACUAAACUUUUGCUGACCUUAAUACUUUCAUUUCCAAAGCAUAUUUCCAUUAAGAACAAUUACCCUUAAGUUUGCUGAUGUUGCCUAUGGUAAUUUAGAGGUGUAAAACCAAACUAUUUUGGGGAUUUAUUUACUCAGUCUCAGGCUCUGGUCCUCGAGUCUAUUCCAAGGUGGAAGGAAAUGAGGUUGCCCAUAUUCAAAGCCACAGAGAUAUGAGUUAAAAACAGUAUUUUGCAGUGGACAUGUCGUCACUGUGAUCCCGUAUAGCUGGGAAGCAACUCUUACCUUAUUUAAGAUUACCUUUUUAGGUUUUUUAUCCACUUGGGAGACUUAUUACUGUAUGAUGUGUAUAUUAAUACUCAUGACCAGACUGAAUAUGAAGGACAAAGAUCCAAAGAUUCUUAUUUGCAGUUUAGACCAUAACUAUGCUACAGAAAUCACUAGUCUAGAAAGGUGAAUUUAAAAAAAUGCUUAUACCAACAUUUGCUUAUGCUGGGGAGCUUUUGUGAUUUAUUGAAUGCAAUAUGGGCCAAAUUCCUAAUUUGCCAUUUUUUUUGCAUAGAUAAAUAUGUGUCCAGAUGUUUAGAGACACUGGUAAUCCUCUGAGGGUUGUAGUCAUGAAUUGUGUUCUUAUAUACAAGCAUAUGUGCAUAUAUGUUUAAUGAAGAGAUUUUUAAUCCAAUCAAUGCAAAGUAUAUGUUAAUAAUUCAUGUACCUAAAUCAUGUACAGGAAGCAGUAAUGGUAUGGCUUAAAUACAGGAGAUGUUGUACAAAAUCCUUCCCCCUUUUAUUCUGUUUCUCAUAUCAUGAGGGAAUGUCUCCCUCAGCUUCAGCUCACGUUAAUAAGUCUGGUUGUUACCAUAUGUGGUUUGCACGGGGGUAAAUGACAUUCAACUGUCAUGCACUCAGUAAUGUUACAUACACAGCAAAAAUGACAAUCCAUUUACUUUAGAUCUGGCCUGUUACAUUAACAGUGAGUUUUAGCUUUUUAAUAAAGCUGUAAUUUUGUGCUGUCUUAAGCCCAUUCUAUGAUUACUGCGCAAACUUAACUUUGUUCAGCAGGCGUUAUUAGAAAUGCUUAAAAUUUUUAAUUUCAGAUGUGUAGGGCUAUGUUUUGUUCCACAGAAGUCAGUAAGAGCAGAAUCAAGCCCAACAUGUACAUUUUUAUGUAUAUGUACUUCACACACACACACACACACACACACACACACGCAUAUGCAUACAUAUAUAUUAUAAAAUAAUUACAUUCUCCUAACUGCAGCUCAGUGAUGAUUAUCCAGAAUUUGUCAGUUGCUGCCUGUGAAGUUGAAAUACAGCUGCUGAAUUCAGAUCUGUACCACCCCAACCUUUGAAUCCUCUGAAAUGUUUCUUCUAAUAUGUGAAUGUACAAGCUACCUAGUAGAGAGGGGCUUAUAAGUCAUGAAAGAUCCUGAUCACAGGGAGAGAGGACAGAAGAUAGAUAGAAUUCAAAAAGCGUAUUCAUAACUUUUGGUUUCAUCAGUUGCAUUUGAAAAAGAGAAGUUUUGCAACUGAUUCAUUCAUUCAUGUAUGUGUAUAUAUAUAUGUAUAUAUGUAUGCAUAAUUAUAUAUAUAAAAUACAUGAAAUGAUAUAUUUACAGUUCAUAGCUUUACAAUGAGACUUAUUUUAAAAAGAGUGAGCUAGAGUCGUCACGUUAAGCACAUGAGAGUGGAUACCAGACUGUGAAAAGGUACACUUUUGUUUACUUCCACAUCAGAGAGAAAGUGGAUUCUUCAUGAUUAUUUCAUUAUUGUUUUUAUGGUCAGACUGACUUGGGGGAUAAGCUUACAUCAUUUAUAUACAAAAAAAAAAAAAUUUAUCUGACGUAUUUUGGGUAUUUAGAUAGGGAAUAGUGUUUGCCACAUGUUACAGGGAAAGAAGGUGCUUGUGAAAAUACAAACCAUAAUGCCAGUUACUGAAUUAUAUGCAAAUGCAUGUGCCUCAGUGAUUUUUGUGUUAUUGUUCUAGAUGCUGGAUAAUGUUAACUUUCUAAGGGGAUUCCUAUCUAAGAGAUGAAGUUAUUUUAGACUACGGACAUUAAACAAUAUUCUAAUGAACUUAUUUACAAUCAAUCAUUCUUUUAUACAGUUCUCUGUUUUCAGACUCAGAUAGUGUAUUUGCAUCUGCAUUAGGAAUGGGUCUACACUGGAGUUUAAAACACAGCUUUAAAUAGCGCAUAUGUGCAAGUGAGAGUGUGUAUGUGUGGCGCUUUCUCUCUCUCUCUCUGUGUACCUAUAUAGAUAUAUGUGUGUAUAUACAUGUGUAUAUGUGUAUGUGUAUAUAUCUAUAUAUGUACACACACAUAUAUAUGGGCACUAUGGUUUACUCAUAAUGAUUGUUAAAGUAUUGCAGUGCUAAGGCCACCUGUCACAUUGUAUUGUAUUUUCAACUUUCCUUGAAAAGGUGUGAAUGAUUAUGAAAACUACAUUUUAAUUGUUUAUUCCCAGUUUUCCCUGUGGAAUUUUAUGU